AUGGCUGAUUCCUCUGCCGACACGGACCAUAGCCAUCGCGACGGAAAGCACCGGCGAUCGCACCUCCACCACCUGAAUGUCCAGGUCCCUCCCGUGACCAGCAACAUUGGCUGCUUCGUCGGCUGUUUCCGCCCGUCCCCAACAUCGUCUUCCCCCGUCGCGCACGGCAUCAGCUGCCUCGGACACGGACACGGGCACGGGCACGCAGACCGGCCGGCGUCCCCGUCUCUGAUCCGGUCGCCAUCGGCGUGGAUCAAGGCAAAGGGCCAGAGCCUCGGGUCUGGCAGGCACGUGCGUCGCCGGUCCCGGGACUUCCAGUACGACGCCCUCAGCUACGCGCGUAACUUCGACGAGGGAGGCACGGACGGCGAGGGCGAGGAGGAGGCCAGGCUUGCAGCGAGCGACGCGCUCAAGCACCGGUGCUUCACGUCCAGGCUCCCCACGUCGCCACCGCCCGAGUCCCCGUCGGGGAUGGCCACCAGCGGCAAUGGCAAGGCAGUGGAGCAGCGCGAAACAGGCCGUGAUGAUUUGGAAUGA
Molecule: messenger RNA, 537 nt
Organism: Miscanthus lutarioriparius
Lineage: Eukaryota; Viridiplantae; Streptophyta; Magnoliopsida; Poales; Poaceae
Source: the annotation of a GenBank genome assembly